GGAUCAUCUCUGAUAGUGAAGGAGGUCACAUGAUCACACCUGAGGCAGGAAGUAGCCGCCCCCUCUCAGGUGUGAUCAUGUGACCUUAAUUAGAGGAUUCCUGCCUUUGUUCUGCAGCCAUGAUGGGAGAGUCCUGGGACGGUUUCAAGGACUCAAGCUGGUCCUGGAGCCUCAGAGGAUGAAGAUGACUCCAUGUUGCCUCUGGCGUCACCUGCAGGACAAACUGUACAGGUGUAGCUCUGCUGCAGUGUCCUCAGGUGUGACAGGAAGUCUAUGGACGCAUGAAACAGAAGGGCAGUCAGAGAACAGCAGAGAGCUGUUGCUCGCCCUUCAGAACGUUCUGGAGAAACUUCAGAACAGGAAGUUGUCGACGUUGGACAGGAGACGGAGCCGCCUGCCGACCUGUGACGUCACGGCGUCCUGCUCGGUGAAGAGAGGUCGUCACUUCGGUCAGCUGUGUGACUGUCAGCCGGGCUCCAGGUGUCACUUCUUCUUCCUCAGGUGUUUGUGACCUUCAUCAUCCUCCUCAUCCUCCCUCUGUCUUUACGCCUCCAUGAUUGAUCCUACAUCUCCCAGAAUGCACCUGGAGUGUCUUUCAUUAGAGCCUCACACCUCCAAUUUGUAACACAGAUGCUAGACCUGUGCAGUCUGUGAGCAUGUGACAUCACAGUGACGUCACUGUGAUGUCAUCAGAUGUAAACUUUGAGCCUUUUUAUGACUGUUGUGAGUGUAAACCCUGCGUUCUGUCUGCAGGUUCAUCUUCUGUUUUCUAAUAAAAUCACUUGAAUUUAAA
This is a messenger RNA of Sebastes umbrosus (honeycomb rockfish), 793 nucleotides long. RefSeq names its product cocaine- and amphetamine-regulated transcript protein-like. The record is from RefSeq and is a predicted model, not a curated record. Lineage: Eukaryota; Metazoa; Chordata; Actinopteri; Perciformes; Sebastidae. Gene Ontology annotation, molecular function: neuropeptide hormone activity. Gene Ontology annotation, biological process: positive regulation of MAPK cascade; G protein-coupled receptor signaling pathway; negative regulation of appetite. The transcript is spliced from 5 exons. The coding region runs from base 179 to 511 and encodes 110 amino acids.